AUGGCGUCGUCCAAUAUCGCGGCCUUGCUCUCUCAGGCAGGGGUCCCGGCGUUCAAGUGCCCCCCUGGGACAAAGAUGCACUUCCUGGAUCUCGGCAUCCUCCAGGGCGACGAAGGAUGGCUUCUUCGUGGCGCAAACACCAGUACUUUGAGUAAUAAGAACCCCGAGAACAAGCGUCGUGAUUUGAUCGUUUUGGCGGCCUUGAUCGAAUACCCCGGUGUCGGGUGCAUUCUCUUCGAGACGGGCUGUGCGGAGGACCUUCAAAUCGCAUGGCCGGCGCCCUUGACCGAUGUCUUCCCCCGGACAGUGUAUGACGAGAAGCACAAGCUUCCUGCAGCCAUUAAGGCUACCGGAAAUGACAUCAAGGACGUGAAAGCUGUCGUGAUCGGCCAUUUGCACCUGGAUCACGCCGGCGGGCUUGAGCACUUCAUGGACACCGAUGUCCCCAUCUUCGUGCACGAAGAAGAGUUCAAGCACGCCUGUUGGGCCGUGGCCACGGGCGCCGACCUCGGCGUCUAUCUUCCCGGCUACAUGAGCCUCGACCGUUUGAAGUGGAACACCUUCACCGAGGACCAUCUGGACUUGUACCAGGGCAUCACGCUCCACCAUUCCCCGGGCCACACACCGGGCCUUUGUAUUAUGCAGGUCAACCUCGAGCAGAGCGGGACGUGGAUCUGGACAACGGACCAGUUCCAUAUCGCUGACAACUAUGAGCUCAGUCAUCCGCACGGCUGGUUGGCUCGAGACCACAAUGCCUGGAUCAAGAGCUUGAAGAUGAUCCAACGGUUGCAGAGGCUCUUUGAUGCGAAGUUGGUGUUUGGCCACGAUAUGGAUGUUGCGAAGAAGUACAUGGGGAAGUCAUACGAAUGA
Messenger RNA from Fonsecaea erecta, 870 nucleotides. RefSeq lists its product as hypothetical. The coding region runs from base 1 to 870 and encodes 289 amino acids. The record is from RefSeq and is a predicted model, not a curated record. NCBI's taxonomy places the organism in Eukaryota, Fungi, Ascomycota, Eurotiomycetes, Chaetothyriales, Herpotrichiellaceae. The transcript is spliced from 3 exons.